Trichomycterus rosablanca is the source of this 1134-nucleotide messenger RNA. RefSeq names its product adenosine receptor A2b-like. The transcript is spliced from 2 exons. Lineage: Eukaryota; Metazoa; Chordata; Actinopteri; Siluriformes; Trichomycteridae. Gene Ontology annotation, cellular component: plasma membrane. Gene Ontology annotation, biological process: G protein-coupled receptor signaling pathway. Gene Ontology annotation, molecular function: G protein-coupled receptor activity. Bases 1 to 1134 code for a protein of 377 amino acids. The record is from RefSeq and is a predicted model, not a curated record.
AUGCAUCAGGUGUGGCUGUUCUCCCUGGCUCAGUGUGUUCUGUCUGUGGCUGUAAUAGGCGUAAGCAUUAGGCUGUGUAUGGGUUUGGACCCAGGCAGACAAGCCAGGAGUGUUUCCUCCUUCCUCAAGCUCUGUUUGGGCUGUGUAGGGGCCAUCGGUGCCGCUGUAGGUGUGCCAGUCAACAUGCUGCUGAACCUGAGAAGCUCCCAGUGCCUUUACACUUGCGCCAUUCUGGUGUGCUGCCCCUUACUGGUCAGACAGUUUACCGUGUGUCUGCUGCUUUUGCUCUCCAUCAACACACACCUGCAGUGCAGGUUAGGACACAGGUAUGCAGUACUGGUAACCCGUCCGCGGAUACUGUGCCUGGUGCUCCUUAGCUGGCUUUGCUCUGUGGUCACUGCAUUUGCCCAAUUCAUUCUCUCUAACUCUUUGGACACUUGGGGCACAGCCGGGCUUGGAUUCGGAGGGCUUCAACGCCCUAACCAGACCUCACUCAGGCCUCCUCCCAAACUUCCAUAUCAUGAAGAGAAUUCGGUGAUUGGCAAGUACCUUCCAUACGGUGGCUUUCUGUCCAAGUUUCUGGUAGAGGACCUGCAAAACUUUACCUAUGCAGAGAUCCACAGCAGUCACUGGGGUGUCUGUGCAUCUGAUUUGGUUCUCAGCCCAGCCUUUCUGGUUUAUGUCUACGACGUCGCUGUGUUUUUCAUGCCUCUGAUUAUUCUGUUGAUUGUGUAUGUGGAUCAGAUGUGUGUGAUGCCACGUCGUGCUGUAAUAAGCAACUCUGAGGGGCAGAAGCAGGCCUCGGGCUGGUCUCGCUCCCUGACUGUGUCCUUGUCUCUCUUGGUUGUUCUGUGCCUACCCCUACACAUUUUCAAUGCCAUUCGUCUUUUUGCCCCCAGCAAACGAUGGCCACAUUGGGUGGUUGAUGUAGCUUCUUUUUUCUUUCAGGCCUACAGCCUGGUUCCUCCACUUCUUUUUACUUACUCUGCUCCAAAUAUGGCCAGUGGAGGUGAGUCUUCGACUCUAGGAACGGCCACUUCACAGCAGAAAUUCAUACUUACAACACCACUUGAUUUUUGUCCACCUGACCCAAAAAUAGAAAGGCGAAAUGGCUCUAGGGGUGUGAAGCUGUGA